Limulus polyphemus (Atlantic horseshoe crab) is the source of this 2122-nucleotide messenger RNA. Its product is annotated as zinc finger protein 883-like. Gene Ontology annotation, molecular function: RNA polymerase II cis-regulatory region sequence-specific DNA binding; DNA-binding transcription factor activity, RNA polymerase II-specific. Gene Ontology annotation, biological process: regulation of transcription by RNA polymerase II. The coding region runs from base 181 to 1761 and encodes 526 amino acids. Lineage: Eukaryota; Metazoa; Arthropoda; Merostomata; Xiphosura; Limulidae. The transcript is spliced from 6 exons. The record is from RefSeq and is a predicted model, not a curated record.
CAUAUGAAAUAUUUAAACAUAUUAACAGAGAAUGAGUUAGUCUAUUAUGAAUUACGAAAUAAAAACAGAAGUAGUAUCGGGAUAGGAUCACUCAUUCACUGUCCAUUAGUGGGCAUCUGAGAUUUAGAAGUCUAGCUACAAGUUUUGAUAAGAAUAUAAAAGUGAAGGUUCUGUGUAAUUAUGGAAGUAUUAAAGAUGAAGGUUGAACCAUUUUCUGAUGAGAAACAGGAAGCUUUGUUGGAUAUCAAAUUGGAGAAAAAUGAACGUGAAACUUUCACAACAAUUAGUACUACAGGAAAAGCUGAUUACAUGGAAGAAAGAUCUCCACACACCACAUUGAAGUUUCGUACAUUAAAAGAGGAGAAAGAAGAUAUCUGUUAUGGAGGUACAGCGACAACUGAGAACACAUUUGUCCAAGAGAAAACAGAACAGUUUGGUGAUCAGUUAGGUGAUAUUAUUUCAAAGUUCAGUGACAGCAAUGAUCAUGAUCUGGAUACUUCAAGUUAUAAUGAUAUGAAUGUGAAAACUAAAACUGAAUUUCAAGAAGAAAUUGAAUCUGUGUUAGAAAGUACAUCUGAUAUGAAGACCUGCUGUGGGAGUCAGUGUCCUGGUAAUCAUGUUAUAAAACAAGAAGAUUACUUUAUAGAAGUUAGAAAUUCCCCAAAACUAAACAGUGGUAUAUAUGAAGAAUCAACUUUAAAUGGAAAUAACCUAAACAAAUUUAGUAUACCUCAGUGUAAUGGUAAAACAUACAGUUGUGUAAUCAGUGGAAAAGAAUAUGGAACAUUGGAUAACCUAACACAAGAACAGAGGAUUCAAUCUGGAGAGAAACCGUAUCAUUUUGCAGUGAAUGGAAAACAUUUUGAGAGAAAUAGUCCUUUAGAACAACAUGAAAGAAAUCACACUGGGGAGAAACCUUAUAGUUGUGGAGUUUGUGGAAAACUAUUUGGAUCAAGCAGUAACUUAAAAUCACAUCAAAUAAUACAUACUGGGAAGAAACCAUAUAGUUGUAUAGUUUGUGAAAAACAAUUUAGAACAAAGGGUAACUUAAAAAACCAUCAAAAUAUACACUAUGGGGAGAAACCUUACAGUUGUACAGUUUGUGAAAAACAAUUUGUAUCUAGCAAUUACUUAAAAUUACAUCAAAGAAUACACACUAGGGAGAAACCUUACAGUUGUACACUUUGUGAAAAACAAUUUGUAUCGAGCAAUUACUUAAAAUUACAUCAAAGAAUACACACUGGGGAGAACCCUUACAGUUGUGCAAUUUGUGAAAAACAAUUUGUAUCAAGCAGUUACUUAAAAAUACAUCAAAGAAUACACACUGGGGAGAAACCAUACAGUUGUGAAAUUUGUGGAAAACAAUUUCUUAGAAACUAUGGUAUAAAAAUACAUCAAAGAACACACACUGGGGACAAACCAUACAGUUGUGAAAUUUGUGGAAAACAAUUUCUUAGAAACUAUGAUAUAAAAAUACAUCAAAGAACACACACUGGGGAGAAACCAUACAGUUGUGAAGUUUGUGGAAAACAAUUUAUAUCAAAGGGUGUAUUACAAAAUCAUCUAAAAAUACACACUGGGGAGAAACCUUACAGUUGUCUAAUUUGUGGAAAACAAUUUCAAACAAACUGUGAUAGAAAAAGACAUCAAAGAACACACACUGGGGAGAAACCAUACAGUUGUGAAGUUUGUGAAAAACAAUUUGUAUCAAGCAGUUACUUAAAAUUACAUCAAAGGAUACAUGCUGGGGAGAAACCUUAAAGUUGUGGAGUUUGUAGAAAAUAAUUUGUAUCAAGCAAUUACUUAAAAUUACAUCAAAGGAUGCACUCUGGGGAGAAACCUCACAGUUGUACAGUUUGUGAAAAACAAUUUGUAUCAAGCUAUUACUUAUAAUUACAUCAAAGAAUACACACUAAGGAGAACCCUUACAGUUGUGAAGUUUGUGAAAAACAAUUUCUAAGAAACUAUGAUAUAAAAAUACAUCAAAGAACACACACAGGAGAAACCUUACAGUUGUGCAGUUUUUGAAAAACAAUUUGUAUCAAGCUAUUACUUAAAAUUACAUCAAAGAUUACACACUGGGGAGAACUCUUACAGUUGUGAAGUUUGUGAAAAACAAUUU